AAAAAGUAAUAACAAAGUAGGUAAUACUUCGUAACGAUGUUCAAUCAAACAAUUUCAAUGGCGCUCGUAGAGCAGUUUUAAUAAACAAUCUUAUCCAACGAAAAGGAAGUUAUUUCUUUUUUUUUUUUUUCAAAACGGUGAAAAGGAAGUCACAAAACACGGCGAACCACUACGAUAUCCACUACACGGGCUCGUACGCGUAUAGCAACGGAGCACCGAGCGUGUACAGCAGCCACUAUCCGGCGAACGGUGGCUUCGUGCAGCCUCAUCUUCAUGAAGACUACCGGCCGAUUUAUUUUUACGUAGCGCAACCUUAUACUAUUCCGUAUACGUUUGCGAAGAGACCGAGACCGCCGUCGUUGUUAAGAUCUGGGAAACCUCGGAGUAAUUGUCGCGUCAAAUUCUCCAAGAGGCUUGGCAAUAACGAUUUCUCGCAGAAGGUCAAACAAGGAGAGUUUUCGAGGAGUCUUAGUCAGGUUCACUUCGUUGAGAAUCAAGGACAAGUGAUCUCAAACUAUCCGAAGACUGGGUUGCCUCGUGAUCCAAGGAUGACGUCUAUGUUUCGAAGGGGCACGAUUUUUGCCACGUUUUUCCUUUCGUUGCUGGGGGGUGGAUUAGUCUGCGCCGCAUUGGUGACGCAACAUUGGGUGGAAGCACGACCCUUCAGAACUCCAAACCCUCAAGAAAGUGCCGGCAGAGUUCACUUCGGCCUUCUUCAAGGAAAGAAGGAAUUGAACGUCGCUUAUGGUUGGAGAACCUAUCAUAUUUCGGUGCCUCAAAUGAUCAAGCAAGAUCCCACAGUGAUGUCUUGGGGACUUUGGAUAAGUACUUUAACGACAACCUCGGCUGCACUUGUCACUGCUGGUCUAGCUGCUUUACUCGCUGUUUUGAAUACAGCCACUUCACCUAGAUCCAAGAUCCUUUCUGAUCCUGGAGUAUAUUUCAUAAAUAUUUUAACAUUAUUAAUGUGCAUGGCGAGUACGAGCACUUGGCUGGCGCAAUAUUACACAAAGCUAUACUUCAAUGUACUUCCUAAGGAGGACAUUGAUAAUAUGUGGACCAGUGAAGGUUCUGCUGAGCUUGGUUAUUCAUUUUGGCUCGUUGUAUGCGCUGGUGUAGUACAUUUAAUCAGCAUAGCAUUGGUCGGUUGGGGUUCAGGACGAGACAAGAUCGAACGUCUGGAGACAAUUCCGGCAUUGGAGGAAAAGACUGCUGCGGCAAUAAUGCUGUAUUGAACCUGGGACUCUUGAGACAGAUCUCAGAGACAAGAAAUCCAUUACAAAAAUUACAGAGUGCUGCUCAUAUCUGUUAGUGUGCGACGAGGUAACAAGGAUCGAUUAAGCAGAAAGCAGAUUCUACUGCAAUAAUUCUACUAUUCGAGAAACGACAAGUUCCUAAAUGUUAGCAUACUUAACAUUGUAAUAUUAAAAGGAAACAAAGGAGCAAGCACGUUAAUAGAAUUAUUAUAUAAUAAUAUAAUCUUAAUAAAAAUUGUAAUAUAAAAUUUUUCUGAAAA
Messenger RNA from Apis dorsata (giant honeybee), 1516 nucleotides. RefSeq lists its product as uncharacterized. The record is from RefSeq and is a predicted model, not a curated record. The transcript has 5 exons. Bases 549 to 1235 code for a protein of 228 amino acids. Lineage: Eukaryota; Metazoa; Arthropoda; Insecta; Hymenoptera; Apidae.